AUGUCUACUGAGACCGCCACUCCUGAAGUCCUCUGGGCUCAGCGCUCGUCCAGCUCCGAUGCCGCCAAGAACUUUGUCUACCUGACCAUUUCCGUCCCCGACGUUCCCAAGGAGGACAUCAAGCUAGACCUCAAGCCCACCUCGCUCUCCUUCACCGGUACCUCUGGCACCCUCAAGCGCAAGUACCACGUCGUGCUCGACUUCUUUGCCGAGAUCGACCCCGCCGAGAGCAAGAUUAACCACACUGCCAAGAACGUCGAGAUGAAGCUCCAGAAGAAGGAGCUCAAGGAGGAGUACUGGCCCCGCCUGCUCAAGGACAGCAAGCGUCUGCAUUUCCUCAAGACCGACUUUGACAAGUGGGUUGAUGAGGAUGAGCAGAACGAGGCCCCCGAGGAGGACUUUUCUCAGUUUGGCGGCAUGGGCGGCAUGCCUGGUAUGGGAGGUGACUUUGGCGGCAUUGACUUCUCGAAGCUGGCUGGCGGCGGCGACAUGCCCGAUCUCGGCGACGAGGAUGCUGAGGAUGUCGACAGCGGCGACGAUGAGGAGGAUGUCGAGGAGAUUCCCACGACCAAGGCUUAA
Molecule: messenger RNA, 579 nt
Organism: Akanthomyces muscarius
Lineage: Eukaryota; Fungi; Ascomycota; Sordariomycetes; Hypocreales; Cordycipitaceae
Exons: 3
Coding region: 1-579 (192 amino acids)
Biological process (GO): protein folding; chaperone-mediated protein complex assembly
Cellular component (GO): nucleus; cytosol
Molecular function (GO): Hsp90 protein binding; protein-folding chaperone binding
Source: RefSeq, a predicted model, not a curated record